AUGUCAACAAAGCUCGAGAAGUCCGACUCCCCAGUGGCUCCCACGCGAUGCGUAGGCCCCGACUACCGCUCCGAGCGUCAGAAACCAAUGGCCACAGUCUCUACCAGAAUCGAAUCUGACAAUGUCACCAUCCUUCCUCAGACCCCGCAGCUCAUCGCAUUGCUCACAAUCAUUCGUGAUAAGAACACGGAUCGCGGUGACUUCAUUUUCUACUCCAACAGGAUCAUCAGGCUGCUGGUCGAGGAAGGCCUGAACCACCUCCCGACAGUAGAGCACACGGUGACCACGCCCGUGGGCCGGCCCUAUGCCGGGCUUAUCUUCCAGGGCAAGAUCUGUGGCGUCUCCAUCAUGCGGGCCGGCGAGGCCAUGGAGCAGGGGUUGCGGGACUGCUGCCGCUCUGUCAGGAUCGGGAAGAUCCUGAUCCAGAGGGACGAGGAGACGGCACUGCCCAAGCUCUUUUACGACAAGCUCCCCGAGGACAUCGCCGAGAGAUGGGUCCUCCUGCUGGACCCCAUGUUCGCAACGGGCGGUUCUGCCAUCAUGGCUGUAGAUGUCUUGAAGUCGCGAGGCGUCCCGGAAGAGAGGAUCUUGUUUCUCAAUCUCAUUGCGAGCCCCGAAGGGAUCAACAAGUUCAUCACCACGUUUCCCAAGCUACGAGUCGUGACCGCCUUUGUAGACAAGGGACUUGACGAUAAGAAUUACAUCGUCCCCGGGCUCGGCGACUUCGGCGAUCGAUUCUACACGAUGUAG
Messenger RNA from Phialemonium atrogriseum, 750 nucleotides. RefSeq names its product uracil phosphoribosyltransferase. The record is from RefSeq and is a predicted model, not a curated record. Gene Ontology annotation, molecular function: ribosylnicotinamide kinase activity. NCBI's taxonomy places the organism in Eukaryota, Fungi, Ascomycota, Sordariomycetes, Cephalothecales, Cephalothecaceae. The transcript has 5 exons. Gene Ontology annotation, cellular component: cytoplasm. Bases 1 to 750 code for a protein of 249 amino acids.